This is a messenger RNA of Austrofundulus limnaeus, 1256 nucleotides long. Its product is annotated as formin-binding protein 1. Gene Ontology annotation, biological process: signal transduction. Gene Ontology annotation, molecular function: protein binding. The record is from RefSeq and is a predicted model, not a curated record. NCBI's taxonomy places the organism in Eukaryota, Metazoa, Chordata, Actinopteri, Cyprinodontiformes, Rivulidae.
GAUCAGUUUGAGAAUCUGGAGAAACACACCAGCUGGGGAAUCGACUUUCUGGAGAGAUACACAAAGUUUGCUAAAGAACGAGCCGACAUUGAGCUGAGCUACGCCAAACAGAUCAGGAGCUUGUCUAAAAAGUACCACCCUAAAAGAGGCAGAGAAGAAGAGAGUAGGUACACCUGGUGUUUGGCAUUUGCAACGACUCUGCAGCAGUUGAAUGAACURGCAGCUCAAAAGGAAGAUCUAGCUGAAAACCUGAGCUCACAAAUCGUCUGUGAGCUGACGCGAUACACUCAGGAGUUGAAGGCUGAGCGGAAGACUCAUUUCCAAGAUGGCCGCCGUGCUCAGCAACACAUAGAGAACUCCUGGAAACAGCUGGAAUCAAGUAAACGACGGUUUGAGCGYGACUGUAAGGAGGCAGAGCGAGCACAGCACAUCUCAGACAGGAUCGAUGUGGACAAGAUGGAUGGAGAAAAGCGGUGCUCACUGAAGGCUCGUCAAACAGCACAGCAGAAACAACAAGCUGCUGAGGAUUCCAGGAAAGAAUAUGYGGCCAGUUUAAACCAGUUUAACCAAGACCAACACCAGCACUACCACACACUGGUACCAGUGAUCUACCAGCGUAUUCAAGACAUGGAGGAGAGGCGAAUUGAGAGAAUCUGUGAAGCAAUGCAUUUGUCAGCAGAGGCAGAAAGAAAAGUUCUUCCUUUAGUGAGUCGCUGUCUGGAUGCAAUGAUAGAUGCUGCUGAAAGCAUCCAACCAAGAAAGGACACUCAUCAUGUAGUGGAGGUGUACAAAUCUGGCUUUGAUCCUCCAGGUGAUAUUGAAUUUCAAGACUACAGUGCCACCAUGAGGCGCAGCAUCUCUGAAUCCAGCUAUCUGGACAAUCGAGCUGAGGGGCGGAGACACAGCAGGAAGCUGUGGCCUUUCUUACGUAAAACCAAGCUGCUGACCCUCCUAUCCUCCCCCCGGCAGCCUCCACCUCCACCCCCAACCUCACCUUCACCUGGGAACAUAGACAGCAGUCCCCAGUCCCCACCCCCAUCUUCCAGAGAGCCAAUUACACAGCGACUCAGUGACCUCAUGAGCUCUGGUUCCAGAACCCGGAAGCAGUGUCUGCGAAACCUGAAGCGAGGGCUGUCAUUGAAACUGGGCUCCAGUCCAGCAGACUGCAGCCACCUUCCUCCUGAGCAGCGACGCAAAAAACUUCAAAGUCGAAUCAACAACAUCAACCAGGACAUACAAAGAGAGAGAGAGCAGAG